Messenger RNA from Podarcis muralis (Common wall lizard), 1549 nucleotides. It is a transcript of the gene RWDD2B, whose product is annotated as RWD domain containing 2B. NCBI's taxonomy places the organism in Eukaryota, Metazoa, Chordata, Lepidosauria, Squamata, Lacertidae. Gene Ontology annotation, molecular function: protein binding. The record is from RefSeq and is a predicted model, not a curated record.
CUUACCAUAGAAGGGCCGCUUUGCUGAGCAGGAACUUCCGGUGCGUUGGCUGCCGGGAAGGGACUCCCUGGGAGGAAGUCUGUGGUCCAGAUCUAAAGUGAAACGAAGGAUAAACAAGCCGCACCGAGUCCAGCUUCCGGGUUCGCUGUGAACUUUCCAGGGCAGAAGGGAAGGGUGCUCGUAGGCGGGAACUUUGCUGAGAAAUCCAGGUUUUUAGUGUGGUUUUGGCCAGCGUGCUCUCUCCCCAUCCUCCCACCCCAUCACAAGGUAGCAGCAAAGGAAUCACAUAAACAUAUCUAAAAUGAGCAACUUGGAAGAGGCUGAACUACAACUUUCUGAAUUAGAUUUGCUUUCUAGUAUGUUCCCCAAUGAAGAUGAAUUUAAAGUGACUGAUCAACUGGCUUUAGCAGAACUGAAGGAUCACAUUGACAGAUGCACCUUGGAAGUGCCAUCAUCAAAAAUACAGUUUACAUUGAAUUUAGAAUUAGACACUGCAGAUGGAAAUAAGAUUCCACUUUCUUUGUUUUGUGCUUUCCCAUUAAAAUACCCAGCUGUUCUUCCAGAAAUUACUAUCAGAUCUCCAUCUAUAAGCCGAUCACAGCAGGUACAGCUGAACACAGAUCUUAUAACCUACUUGAAGACACAUUGUGCUGGUGAAGUCUGCAUAUUAAGUGCAAGAGAAUGGAUUAAAGAACAUGGCACUGCUUACAUCAGCAGAGAUCCCUCAUCUUCAAUCAUGAUGAAAUCAAGUAUUCAGAAGUCAGAUAAUGUUUUCACUAGACUAUGGAUUUACAGUCAUCACAUUUAUAACAAGCACAAAAGAAAGAAUAUAGUUGAUUGGGCUAAGGAACUCUCUCUGUCUGGAUUUAGCAUGCCUGGGAAACCAGGUAUCAUUUGUGUAGAGGGCCAGCAGAGCCUGUGUGAGGAGUUUUGGGCAAGAAUCAGAAGAUUAUCAUGGCAGAGAAUUUUAAUACGUCACAGAGAAGACAUUUGCUUAGAAGGGACUGAAGCUGAAAUGGGAAAACAAAAGAAGUUUUUUGCUUUUGAAGAAAAAAUAUUUGAUGCACAUGGUGCCAGAGGAAAUCACAUGGAUUUGGGACAAUUGUAUCAUUUUUUACUUGACAGUGGAUGUGGUGAUAUUUUUCAACUGUACUUUGGAGUUGAAGGACAAUAGAUCAUCAAGAGGUGGAAAAAUCACAUGGAACACUUAAAUUAAACUUUAGCAGUCCUCUGUGGGUGACAUGUAAUUGUGGUGUCCCGCUUCUGUUUAUGACAACAGGACUUCUACCUCCUCCCCUCCCCUUUUCAUCCCAAAUGUGUUGUGGGACCUUCUGGAGCAUUUUGGGGAGUGGGUUGGCAGGAGAAAAUCCAAUCGUAUCCACUGGUGUAAUGUUGGAUCUUGUCCUAUGUUUUUACUUUAAAAAAAUAAAUAAAUACUAAGAACUUUACUCAUUUACAUCUGAUAAAUUAUGAAUGUCCAAACAAGUUUGAUUUUAAUUUAAGAUAACAUUUUAAUGCUAAUGACAAACAAUAAAAGCAAUGCAGUUGA